Messenger RNA from Phytophthora sojae, 1158 nucleotides. RefSeq lists its product as hypothetical. Bases 1 to 1158 code for a protein of 385 amino acids. The record is from RefSeq and is a predicted model, not a curated record. The transcript is spliced from 2 exons. Lineage: Eukaryota; Oomycota; Peronosporomycetes; Peronosporales; Peronosporaceae.
AUGUCGUUCCGGCAGAUUGCGCUCCUGUCGGCGGCACUGCCGGCGAUGGCCCUUGCCGGCGGCGACACGUACUUCGCCGGUGAAGGCACGUCCUACACGCUGGGCCAGGUGUCGGCCGGCAACUGCAAUUUCAUGUACGACCCCGGCGUGGGCGACUACUACGCGGCGCUCAACAGCGAGCAAUGGGACUCGACGCUCAACUGCGGCCGGUGCGCCGAGGUCUCGUGCGCCGACUCGCGCUGCAGCGACACGAGCAGCACCGUGACGGUCUUCAUCGUGGACAAGUGCCCCGAGUGCAGCCAAGGCGACCUGGACCUGUCCCCGACCGUGUUCAAGCAGCUCACGGGCAGCGACCCGUCCCGGUACAGCAUCAGGUGGAAGUUCGUGGACUGCCCCGUGAGCGGCAACGUGCAGUACUGCACCAAGAGCGGCAGCAGCAGCUCGUGGCUGGCCGUGCAGCCCGCCAACUUUGCCAACGGCGUGGCGAGCAUGAAGAUCGCCAACCAGGACGUGACCAUGGUGGACUCGUGCUACUACUUCCUGCUCAACGGCGGCUCGAACGUCGACAUGUCGGCGGUGGACAUCGAGCUCACGUCCAUCUCGGGGGAGACCAUCACCGAGACGCUGUCGCUCACGGCCGACAAGUGCACUGACGGCACUGCGUCUCAGUCUCAGACCCAGCAGCAGCAGAGCGAUGUCAGCACCUACUUCAACUCGCUGACGACGAACUCAACCUCGGGCAGUGAUAACGACUACAAUGCAGGCAAGGUGACGGCAGCAACCGAGUCUUCAAGCGAUGUGUCCAUCCUGCAAUCUUCCGAGGCUGACUUCGGCAAGACGUCCAGCACCAAGCAGUCUGACUCAGACAGCACCCAACAGCAGGACGACUCCGACAGCGCGGCGCAGAAGACGGGGUCGGACGACACCAAGCAGGCAAACACCAAGUCGGAGGCCACCUCUGCCGGCACGAGCCCCGUCAUUGUGACUCUCCUUGUGCUGGCUGUCGUGGGCUGUAUCGCCCUUGCCGCUGUGGCCUACGUUACCAAGAAGAAGAAACUGAAUGACAAGCGCAUGGAGCGUGACGCGGCCAUGAUCCGGUCCUUCGACACGCUAUGCUCCCCCGUGCACAUCAACGAGACCAACAUCGCCGCCAUUUAA